UUUGUAAUGUACUCAGUAGUCUUUUGAAAACAUGACUGUGUAUAAUGUAAAAAUGAACAUGCAGCAAGCAAUUUGUGUUGACCAGAAUUAAGGAGAUAAUUAUGGGAAAUUUUCACGGGUCUUGGAAUUCAUUUCAAAAUGCUUCGGAAGAGCCGCGAAAUCGAUGGUGGUUUUUGUUUACGAACUCAUACCGAUGGGAUCCUCGGCUCAACGAAAAGAUGAGGGAGCUGUUUGAGUCCCGAGGCUCCCAUUGGUUGAGUAAGAAGCUAAAGAAACAUAGAGGAAGUGAUGUGAAGCCAGCUGUGAAGCCCGAAUGGGUAGCGGAUAAUGAUUGGUUGACAAUGACAAUAUAUUGGGCCAGUGACGAGUUUAAGAAGAAGAGUACUGUUGGAAGUAAAAAUAGGAAUACCCCUGCUGCCAUCCAGUCUCAGUACAGAGGUGGUAGAAGUUGUGUGGAUGCACAUGCUGAAAAAUUGGCCGCGGAGUUGAAUCGGGAGCCGCUUUCUAUUGAAGUUUAUGAAAAGUGCUAUGUCCCGAAGACGGGUGAUCCGCCGCCUCGUGUUCAAGAAGUCCUUAGCAAGUACAAUGAACUGAAGGAGCAAGCUGCCACUCAAUCGGAUAGUCAAAUAUCCGCAAUCGAAGACAAUGAUUUGUUUUUGAAAGCCACGCCAAAGUACAAGAGCCGCCAGUUCGGGCAUGGCAGUCGGGCUAAAACUACAGUGCUGGAUUCAUCCUCGGUGAUCGGCCCCCUUGGUCCUACUCCUGAAGAAGUUGAAGCAAUUCAACAAAAAUUGCAGGCCCAAAAUGAUAAAAUACUUCAACAAGAAAAAAAACAGAAGGAACAAGAUGCACAAAUGGCAGCUAUGUCGGGUUGCUUUUCUGCUAUUUUACAGCAAUUAAAAACUACCAACCCCAACAUAGUGAUACCCGAGUUUCCCUUCCAGGCUCAGCCAGACACGACUCAGCUAUCCCCGAAUCAGCGUGCCUCCCUGACUCAAGUAGCCCCGACUCAGCCAGGUGCAUUGAAUGUUGAUGACUUUUUCGGUGAUGACUUUGUCCCUCUUAAUGGUCUGUAAUGUUAACACCUGCCUCCUGAUGCUUUGAAAUGUUAUUGCCUCCUUCCCAAACACUUAAUUAUUUUUGUUGUUUUUUGAUGGACUUGUUGGGGAGAUCUUGAUGGAUA
Molecule: messenger RNA, 1183 nt
Organism: Cuscuta epithymum
Lineage: Eukaryota; Viridiplantae; Streptophyta; Magnoliopsida; Solanales; Convolvulaceae
Source: the annotation of a GenBank genome assembly